Polyodon spathula (Mississippi paddlefish) is the source of this 4242-nucleotide messenger RNA. Its product is annotated as ankyrin repeat and BTB/POZ domain-containing protein BTBD11-B-like. Lineage: Eukaryota; Metazoa; Chordata; Actinopteri; Acipenseriformes; Polyodontidae. Gene Ontology annotation, molecular function: protein heterodimerization activity. The record is from RefSeq and is a predicted model, not a curated record. The transcript has 18 exons. Bases 283 to 3345 code for a protein of 1020 amino acids.
CGCCUCGCCUGUGCUCCGCACUGCUGCAGUGAGCUGUAACGUACUUUGAAACUUUAAAGCACACUGUCACUGUCAGACGCGAGCAACACACACAGGGUCGAUUGAAGGACUGUUUGGAUCGACGCAUUUCAAUGCGAGAACGAUACCUCGGAAAGCAUUAAUACAUUCUCUGUAAAUCACUCCACUUUCCCAUGGUCAACAAUGGUCAUUUCUCCUUGGUGAUAUUUAAUCAACAAAAAAUAAAAACAAGAAGAAGUUUCCAACGAGUUCAGUGUUUGGGUUAUGGCUGGAAUUUGCAAGUCUCAGGGUCCGGGAUUCCUGAUGGAUAUGUCAUCCAAGCACAAGUCCCUGGGUAAGAACUUUGAGGAUCUAACUCUGGACUCGGGCUAUGGAGGGUUGGCAGGGUCUUGCAGGUCCUCUGUCCUGUCCCUGUCCCCCACCAGCCUGGACCCUCCCACCUGUCAAGGUGGCAGCUUGUGGACCAUCCCAGGAGACAUGAGCUUCGGCCGGGACAGCAGCAGCAGCAACAACGGCUGCCACAAGUGCCGGUCCGAGGAUCCCGAGGGCCUGGAGGGGCUGGAUCUGUGCCCCAAGCUGCCGCCUCUGGACUAUGUGCCCUGGAGCGAGGAGGAGAUGAUGAGAGUGAUGAGGAAGUGCCAGCCGAGUUCCUCGAUCAAGGAGGGCGUCUCUUCUCCCUGCGCCACCGCCGGCCUCCUCCGCCAGCUCUCCACCUGCCUGGGCCGAGCCCUACUUCGAAUCGCCAGGGAAGCCCAGCGUCUGAGCCUCCCAUGCGCCAAGUGCACCAAGCUGGUGGUCCAGAGCGCGGCCAAGCUCACCCUGUCCUGGACGCUGUCAGAGGCCUGCGUGGCCGCCGGGGUGCGGGCGCUGUCCCUCUACAAUAUGAGCGCUGUGGAGCCGUUCUCCACAGGGCAGAGCGCCCUAUGUGGGCUGCAGUUCUCGGUGGGGCGCAUGUUCCGCUGGCUGGUGGACAGCAAGGUGGCUCCCCGGAUACACGAGCACGCUGCGAUCUACCUGGCGGCCGCUCUGGAGAGCCUGCUGGAGGAGGUGUGGGGCCGGCUGCUCUCCGCUCAGUCUGGAGGGAGCCUGGAUGAGAAAGCCCUGGAGCACGUUCUCAACAAUGAUGCAGAGCUGUGGGGGCUCUUCCAGCCCUACCAACAUCUAUCCUGUGGGAAGAAUGCUUACGGCGUUCCCUCACUGCCCUCCUACCUGAGUAUCCACACGCUGGGCCAGCCUGGCUCCCGGGCCCUCUUCAGACCUGCAGAGCUGCAGAACCUCCUCACCACGUCCGUGGGCAGCGUGGCAGAGCUCAGCUCCCUGGUCAUCAACGCCAUGUUCUUCCUGCAGCAGCUGGGAGCUCGGAGUGGCAGCGGGGGGGCCUUCCAGCUGCACUUCAAGCAUGGGCCCGUGUCGUGGGAGCCCGAGGCCCUGCACGUGCUCUACUACUACACACAUUGCCAGCAGAUAGAGUGGGAGAACCCCAACACAGAGUCACCCAGGGUCAAGCUCUGCAGCGACAGGCCCUACGUGUCCCUGCCCCCCGUGGCGGAGUGGAUCCGUGUCUGCGUGGCUCAUGCAGAGCACCGUCACAGCCUGACCAUCGACAGCAAUGACGUCCAGCAAGCAGCCAGACUGCUGCUGCCUGGAGUGGACUGUGAGCCGCGGCAGCUCAGGGUGGAGUGCAGUCUCUACGCCUCCAAGCGUCUUGAAGCCCAAUCGGCAGAGCAGAAGCUGAGGUGGAACCUGGCCUUCCGCAUGCUGAGCUGCGGCCGCACUGACCUGGUGCAACCAGCGGAGGCGCUGCUGGGGCCGGAGGGGAUCAACUCCCUCAAUGAGCAGGGCCUGUCCCCUCUCAUGUAUGCCUGUGCCGCUGGGGACGAAGCCAUGGUCCAGGUGCUGCUGGAAGCCGGAGCGGAUAUUGAUGUUCAGGUCCCCAGUAGCCUACAGAGGGCUCCCUCGGCUCACCCCGAGAUGAGGCACAGGACUGCACUCGCGUUCGCCAUUGCAUUCGGCCACAUCUCUGUGGUUCAGUUGCUUUUAGAAGCUGGUGCCGACGUGGACGGUUGUGUCUCCGAUGGAGUGGAGUCGGAAUCUCCUUUACAGCUUGCAGCAGCAGCGGGUCACUUGGAGCUGGUCUCCCUGCUGCUGGAGCACGGUGCGGACCCCAUGUGCGGGGCAGACUGUGAGGGAGGGGUGGGGGCAUCGAUACAUGGGACCACCAAUGCAUUCAGCCUGGCUGCAGCGCACGGGCACAGAAACGUGCUGCGGAAGUUGCUAUCCCAGCCGGCGAGUCGCAGCAGUGAGAUCCUGUCCCUGGAGGAUAUCCUAGCAGAGGGUGGGGGGCUUUCCGCCCCAGCCAGGCCCAGCUACAGUGAGAAGGCACGCAGGAGAGUGCUGCAGGAGGCAGUGUACCAGAGUGCGGAGCACGGCUUUCUGGACAUCACCCUGGAGCUGCACAGACAAGAAGCCGUGCCGUGGACCCUGCACACGUGGCUGGAGUCUCUGCGCAGCUCCUUUUCUCAGCGCCGCUGGGACGUGACGCAGUGCCUGCUGGGAGAGUUCGGUGAGCUCAGGGAGGUGUUCAGCCAGGAGAUGGUGUCUCAUGGACUGCCGAUCCUCUUCGAGAUCCUCCGCAACAGCAAGAUUGAAUCCAUGUUCCAGCAGCUGGCAGCGAUCUUCAGCCGGUGCUACGGGCCGUACCCCAUCCCUGCUGUGCCCGACACUGGCUUGCAGCAGCAACUCCACCUGGAUCCCUUGUUCCUGAACAAUAAGGAGAUGUCAGAUGUCACCUUCCUGGUGGAAGGGAAGCCAUACUAUGCGCACAAGGAGCUGCUCAUGGCUGCGUCCUCGAGGUUUCAGAAUCUUAUUUCUGUGGCUUCCUCCCAGUCUACGAGCCAGAUUGAGGUGCGGGACGUGACAUACACCGGCUUUCAGGUGGUGAUGCAGUAUAUCUAUAAUGGAGGUGUUGAAGGGACACACAUCAGCAAGCACCAAGUUCUUGACGUUCUCCACGCAGCCAGUUUCUUUCGAUUGAAGGCCCUGAAACGACACUGUGAGAUUCUCUGCACCAAACACAUCUACCCAGCUGAGAUUGUCUCAGUAUACCGGCACGCCAAGCUGUACAAGGCCUCCGAGCUGAAGGUGUUCUGCGAGGGAUACUUUCUGAAAAACAUGCCUGCCCUGCUGGAAGUGAGCUCGUUCCGGCACCUCCUGCUGGGCGUGGACGGUACUGCAGGGGACGAGAGCCUGUCUCACGACCUCCUCCAGACCCUAGCCUCCAGAAUGCGUGCCAUCUACCACCCGUCCUCCAAGGAGACGAUGGUGUAGCAGAGACGGGGCGGCUGUAUGAAACUGUGCACAGAGCCGAAGCCAGUCCCUGACUGCCCUGGCAGAACUGCGUGUGCGCGUGCGUGCGUGUGUGUGUGUGUGUGUGUGUGUGUGUGUGUGUGUGUGUGUGUGUGUGUGUGUGUGUGACAUGCUUCAUUUUUGUUCAAGGAUGUUAGAACGACUCAGAUCGCAAUGUUUACUGCACAUUUACUGAGGCACUAAAAUGUUUGCUUUGCACCAAAGAGACCACAUUGUGACUUCUAGGGCUUUUCACUUCAGAGGUGUUUUCAAAAAGUGGGAAAUGAUUCAGCCAGAAAUCCCUGCUUCAGGCUGCAGCACGCUGACUGUGGAACAGCCUUCUUUGGGGCCGUGUGGGGUUCACACACGUCACAUUUCUUAUUGAGGGACCUGAGGUCUGCUUUUAAACAUUCAGGCAGGCUGCAUUUGAUUUGUGCCCAGCAAAAAAUGGUAUGCUGAAUUUUCUGGAACUACGAACAUUGGUCAUGGUCUGUCCAGAAGAAGUAUGACAGCUAUCCAUAUUUGCAUUGUUUUUACAAGGGGGAAAUAAAUGUAUGCAAACUGAUGUCUGAUACAUAGAUAAACAGACAGACAGACAGAAGGCUGUUUCUCUGUGUUACAGUAUUACUUUCCCAAAUGGUUAAACACUGCCAGGUACAUAUACAGUAAGUAAAAAGCCCUGCAAGUUACAGUUCUAAUGUAGUUCUUGUUGUUGUAUGUAAUAAUUAGGCAGCGUUGUUCUCGCCAUUAAUUUAUCAUUUUGUUUAUUGUUUCUAAAAUAGUUUUUUCAGCUGAGCCACCUUUUAAAAUGUUUGGUAUUAAUUGUUAAUAUUCCUAAGAGUUGUGCAAUAUUGUACAUAGUUUUUUUUUGUUGUUGUU